GCUGUAAAAGACGGAGAAUAUGCCCCCACUGAGAACUGAGUGUUCGUCCAAUGACGCCAGAAGGGUUGAGACAUUAGUUUGAAGCGCGAACAGUUUGAGUGAAUAGGAAAAUGGCGAUUUCGACUUAGCCUAACUUUUACCUUGUAACGUUAGUGAUUGUAUUUCAGAGCUGAAGUACAUGUCGUUUUGUAUUUAGCGGUACGUUAAUUGUAGGUGUUUUGUUUAGUAUACACGAAGACCAUUACCAAACUUGCUAGGCUGCUCUUGUCAACAAAGGACUUCAAACUUAGCCUUUUCCAAAACAGCGCUUGCUAGCUAGCGGGACUAGCUAACGUUAACUUUUGAUAUCUGUUAGCUAUGAGGUUAUUUUCGCUGUCAUUAGUCAGACAGAUAUUUGAUAGCUAACAGACAGCAUGAUGAUAAGGUUGUAGGAUAUAAACAUAGUGAACUAGUCAACCUUUACCUGAACGUAAGGGUUAACCCUCGAAAAGCUGCUCCGCUAAGACGAUGCUUGCUAUGUUUGGUUUACUGAAUUGUGUGUCUUGCCUAGCUAACUAACAAUUUGCGGGCCUCUUGUUAGCUUGGGUGGCCGAUAUGGCUUCGCAUAAUGUGGUUUUUGUUAUCGACGUUGAUCAGCAAAUAGAGUUCGCAGUAAACGGCAGCAGUGCUGGUCCGCAUCCUCUGAAACAAUGGAUCCUAAGGAUUUUACUGUAUUUUGGAAACAAAUAUGGGAUCGAGAAGGUGCGAUGGGGAUACAAAUUAUUUUAUUCACGGGUUCCCCGGAGUAAUAAUUUGAUUUCGAGGGGCUCUGAUCUUAGGGAAAUUACAGAAAAGUCGUUUGAUGAUUUUGAGUCGGAAUUCUCAUCGAAAUUCGAUGGAAAGUCAAAGUCUCGUUCCCAUCAAAAACUUCAGACCACCCCUGCUGCUGCGGUCCAUAAUGCGACAAAAGAGGCUUUGCUAGAUAUUCAGUGGGACAGGCCAGAUAUCACAUCACCCACUAAGCUGACGGUGCGUCCCAAAAGAGCAUGUCGUUUUGGAAGAACUGCUGCAUCACAAGACGAUGAACUGUCAAAUCAAGGCAACAAUGUCUUGUUUGUGCUCACGCGGUGUCCGCAUUCAAGAGCUGACAUGGAUGAGUUUGUUUUUCCCCGUGGCAAUAACAGUUGUGGACUUAAAGACAUGUCUGAGCACAUUCUAAAUAAAGGGCUGCAAGAUAUACUUCUUAAACGUCGAGUUGUCCUCCACUGGAUGGACAUUACACCUUAUUCUAAGGCAGUAACUAGUGAAGAUAACCUUGGAACUGACAUGAUAAAUGAUGCCUUGAGACAAAUUGGUGGCAGUGUGGUGCCCAUGGAUGCCUUGCACUCCGUCUGUCACCCGAACCCUCCGGUGGGCUCAAAGCAGGGGUGCCCACCUGUUGGUGAGGGGAGAGCUGUCUUUCCACUGGACACCAGCAUCAGCUACAUCUUCAACUCCAAGAAGCUGCAUCUUCUCGCCUUCCCAUUUGUUGGAGGGGUUCUCCAGUGGGGUCAAGAUGAAAAUGCACUGACCGGUGAUGUCUCCCUGAAGCCAAUGUCUAACAGACAGUCUCAACUUUCUGCACCAGUGGUGAUCACACUGAGAGCGUUGUUAUCUAACUGGGACUCACACAUUGUGGAACAAACUGUCCCAGAGUGUUGGAUGUUACAGGCUGUAGAUGAUCAGCCUGAUUUGAGGCACCUCAUGAAGGAGAUUUCAACUCAAGGAAUUUCCGUGAUGGCAGAUGUCAGCUGUGGGGGCCUGACGCACUCCGCUGUGUUGUCGCCUCUCUCAACCCACACAGCUUUGCUAACUGUUCUGCGGCCCCUUAUGGUCCCAGGCAACGAGCCUGUGACCCCUGACCUGGUCUCGCAGGCGGCUGAUGAGGAGCUUUCUGACCUGCCUGAUGUAGUUAACAGUGUGCUGAGUGUAGUGUACGACCUCAUGAAGGAUGAAGAUCAUUGUGACGAGAAGACAAACAACUGCCAGAUCCCUGACUGGGCCAGCCAGGAGCUCAGGCAUGGGUCCAGCUCUGUUUCGACAGGGUUGGUUGAGUACUGGUUUCCAGAUUCGGAUGAAUCAGGGAUCAGCGCUAACCUGAUGGAGUCGAUGAGGCUGCUUCAUGCUGCCCCUGACGAGGCAGAGCUCGACCAGGGAGAGGAGCUGUCAGGCCCCCAGCAGGAGCUUUUCAGUGGUCUGUCUGAGCUCUAUCAGACCAGCACCUCAGAGGGCAACCCCAAGGGCAAGAAACGUGGCGCUCAGCGCACACCCGUGAGGCAGAAGAUGAAGACGAUGAGCCGCUCGCUGCAGAUGCUGAACUUUGCUCGGCUGAAUGUGAAGGCCCAAAAGAGCAAUGCAGACUCAGAGCCCUUGGGGAGUAGUAAGGGGUUGGAGAGGACGGGUAAACGGAGAUCAGGGGACCAGGCUAAAGGCAGCUCUGCCACCAUGCACUUCAAGAGUGAAGCUGAGCUGCUGUCACAGCUGGAGUCCAGUUAUCAGAAGGCAGUAGAGGAAAGGCACUGUUCUUUCCACUCUGUUGUACAGAAUCUGCUGAUGAUGGUGAAGACAUUCUUGAAAAGCACAAAUUCCUCUGAGGAACUCGCCUCAACUUUAAUUGAGAAGAGCCUCUUAAAAUCGUGUAAAUCUGUCCGGCAGCUCUAUGGAGACGAUCCAGACGCUGAGAGCAAAGUCAGAGAGUGCCAGUUACAGGCAGUACUGAGGCUAGAGCUCUGCCAACAGAUGGCCUCCAUCCCAGAACAUGGUGACCGUUUGGAAGAGAUGGCGGAAGAGGUUGCCGAUAUGUUAAGGGCAAUCUCUUUGUCCAGAGAUCCUGUCUAUCUAGCCAAGUUCAUGCAGGAUGAAAUUAUGUCAGCGUACCUGACAGCCAUCCCUCGCAUCCUUGCCGACGUAUAUAACAGCCUUGGUACCCAACUGCCCGAGGCGCUCGUUGAUGUGCUGCCUUCGGACUUCUUCAGUGAUGAAUCUGUGCAGAAGGACAGUGUGUCUCCCACAGCCUCUUCUGUCUCUACAACGCAAAAUCCUGCCUCUGCUACCGGGGAGCGUCUGGAUGAGCUACGCAGUCGUUCAGCACGCAAGAAAAGAAGUGGGAUGCUUACACGCCAUCGAAGCAUGACUGAGGCAUCUCAGACUCUCCGUCAAAUUGAAAUGCCCCGAAAAUCUACCAGGGCCACCAAACCAAAGUUGAGCAUUUCUGUUGAGAAAAGGAACCUUGAACAACCUCCACCUCAAAAGCAAGAAGUACAAGAAGUAACAAAAGUGCGCCGAAACCUCUUCAAUCAAGAGACACCGACCAAGAAGUCCAAAAUGCCCCGUAGUCAGUCUGUAUCAGCUGUGGAGGGACUGAAGAAACGCAAGCGCUCGCAGAUGACUGACAACAGCGAUAACCUUGCUCUCUUGACAAAGAAAGUGUCUGAGACGCCUCGACACAAGCAGGUUUCCAAUAGACUACUGCACAGACAGAUGACUGGCAGGAGAUCAGGUGAAAGUGAUGUGAGCAUUGUGGAGGAAUCACCAGUUAAACCGUCAUCAGACGUGAGGAGAAGCCCCAGGAUUAAGAACUUUGCCCGGAGGCAUUCCAGUGUGUUCUAUUCCAGCUCUCAGCCACGCUCCAGAAAUUUGGACCGAGUUCUGUCCUCAUCCCAGCUCUGCAAUAGUGAAGGCCGCAUAGGAAGUAUUAGUGUUGGUGCAGUGAAGUCUCCUGUGCGACUGCUCUUUGGUGCCGCCAAGUCCCCUGGAAAACCUUCUACGUCCUCGGGAUCCUUUGGUAGUAGAAGCAGCCGGAGGUUACAGAUUGGGUCCACUGAGUCUGAUGUCUUUGAGAGUCCCAAUAAGACGCCGAGAAAAUCACCACGUAAAACACCAACCAAAUCUCACAAGCUUCCGCCAGGUGUUGUGGGGAGCGGAACUCCUAGAACACUUCGUUCGUCUGCUAUGGCCUUAGGCUCCCCAGGCUCUCAGAGACCAGGCACAGAAGCGGCAAACAGCCAGACCCUCCGUGGGAGCCCUUACAGAGCCUCAGCUCAAAGGGACCUAGUCCUGAAAACCCCGAAAAAGGGCCCGCUGCAAGGAAUUCUUAGAACCCCAGUGAAAAAAGACAGCCCACUGAAAGGAAUUCUUAGAACCCCAGUGAAAAAAGACAGUCCACUGAAAGGAAUUCUUAGAACCCCAGUGAAAAAAGACAGUCCUCUGAACGGGAUUCUCAGAACCCCAGUGAAAACCUUUCUUGACUGUGUCUCCCCUGGUGGUGCCCAGAUGUUCCAGAGCCCCAGCAUUAGAACACCAAGAAAGAGUGUGACCUGGUCUCCCUCGCCUCGGAAACUGCAAGUAGAUGCUACCAGGUCACCUUUCAAAGUUCCGGAAUCUCCACGCUUUCCCACUCGAAUGUCACCAAGGUUGCUGACGCCAAGCAAAUUCUGUAGCCCAAUGAAGGGUGUAGGACAUGGAACAAAUGUUUUCAAGACACCAGAAAAAUCACCUCAGCAAAUCAACCAAACGUCUCCAGUAAUACCACACCAAAACGUGCCUGAACGGCUUCUGAGGAAUCUGUACUCUCCUUUAAAAGCAGUAGAAGAGAUGACAUCAUCUGGAAUACAAAAUACAAAUACUACAAAGUCUCCCUCUACGCCGAAGAGCAAGACCUUGUCGCCAGGGACAACUCACUGCAUGCUGAGGCGCUCUUCAGGAACACCACUAAAGGACUCCCUCGUUCAGUCUCCUUACAAGACAGCGAGGACGCCAGAGAGAGUAUGUGUAACCUCAGAGAAAUCAGAUACUCUACAUGCAAGACUUAAGGAAAUCCAGUGUGAGAGGGAAGAUGUUGCUCAAGGGAGGGUGUACAGUCUCCGAAGAUCAUCAACUCAUGAGAGUCUACCUUUACAGAGAAAUGGGAGAAGCCCCAAAAACUCAAAAGUAGAAUGUAAAACGCUUGAAGCAAAGGGCCUACAUUUUCAGUCUGGUUCCAGCCAGUCAGCUGAAGGAGGGGUACAGGACAGCUCUUCCACAGACUUUCAGCACUUUGAUUCGUCCCAGUUCAGUCCAGCUACGACUGAGGACGAGAGCAUUGACAUCUCUGAGGCCUCUGUAGUGAGAACCCAGCUCACUGGUGGACUAAAGAUGAACAUUUCCUUUUCCAGGAAGUCAUCCAAGUCCUCAGAGGUGUUUGAGUUUGCAGGCUCACAGAACACUGAGGCUGUUGCCACCACGCCCUCAAAGAGUUAUGGUUUCCGUCAGACUCCAGACCGUAGGCAGAGAGAGGCGGCAGCCCGCCUUGGUUACUCUACAGCGUUUCCAAAGGUCUCAACCCCACGAGCUUCAAAAACUCAGCAGAAGACCGCUAGUACUCCAAACACCCUCACCUAUCAAGUAGAGCUGGAGAUGCAGACCUCUGGGCUUCCUAAGCUCAGAUUUAAGCGCACAGACUCUUUCAGUGCUGGGGAUGUCUUUGGUGAUGGUAUGGCUAAAGUGGGCUCUCCCAAUGUCAGGUUUUCCAAAACGGCUCGAGUUGACAGCCCUUUGGCGCACUGCGCCAAACACCGUGAUUCUGGCUGCCGAUCGCCAUCACUGUGCUCCCGUGGAACCCCUGCCAUAACCACACCGGGUAAGGGAAGCAUACAGACAUACAUAUGUCAGUCCUACACACCCACACACACCCCAACUGGCACGCCGUCCCCAACGGGUGCAGGCGAGCCAAUCCCCUGGACCCCAUCCCCACAAAGUCGGCCAGACGGCCUAAACAGUUGGCCCCGCAAGAAAAGAGUUGGAGUGGUAAGCAACAAGGACCAAGGAAUAUGGGGGCAAACUUUACAGGAGGAGUUGGAGGAACUUGAGGACCCAGAGCUGGAAGGAGUGUUCAGGUUGCAGGAGGUGGAGGAGGGCAAGGACCUUGGCUUCACCUCCAGGAAGAGAAGAGGUGAGCCGUCUCCUGCUAAAGGGCUGGCUAACGUUCCACUUGACCAAGCUGAAGAUAUGGACUGGACAGAGGCUUUGGUCCCACAGUUUGACACCAAAGAUGCUCUAAGAUGUGAUGAUAUUCAGUGGCUCUCUGGAAAAGACUCUAUAAGUGCAGUAGUGACUCCUCCCAGCUCCAAAGUAAAGAAACCAGUGUCUGCUAGUGGCAUACUGGCUCUCACGCAGUCACCACUGUUAUUCAAAGGGAAAACCUCAUCAGCCACCAAAAGAACCACGGAUGGCGAAGAUGAAUCUCGAAAGAAUGUCCUUUUUGAGGUGGAUCAAUCCCCUUUCAGUCAGUCACAUCGCCAAACAGCCCGUGGAAGAACCUACAGCAGGAAAAGACUGCUUGAUUAAUUUUAACGUUCUUUAGCCUCAGCUGUCAGAUGUCUGAUACAGUGGUAGGCAUUUGUCUGUACUGUUCAGUGUCCUACACCUUUUACACCUGUUACUUAUUUAGUUAAGGGUUGGAAUAUUUUCUGAAAAGGAAAUCGUAUGAUUGUACGUUUUAUUGUUGUAGACUACAUCAAGUCUGUCGUCUUUUUUAUAGAUCAAGGUUGAAUGAUUCUUCUUAAUUUAUUUUUUGCUGUUUUAAUAUGGACUUUAAUUUGUAUGUUCUUUUAAAUGAAAAAGACUUGUACAUAUGUUACAUAAUGUGUAAAUUUAACAGAUUAUUUUAAUAAAGAAAUCUUGAACCACA
This is a messenger RNA of Clupea harengus (Atlantic herring), 6685 nucleotides long. RefSeq names its product TopBP1-interacting, checkpoint, and replication regulator (gene ticrr). Lineage: Eukaryota; Metazoa; Chordata; Actinopteri; Clupeiformes; Clupeidae. Gene Ontology annotation, molecular function: chromatin binding. The record is from RefSeq and is a predicted model, not a curated record. Gene Ontology annotation, cellular component: nucleus. Gene Ontology annotation, biological process: regulation of DNA-templated DNA replication initiation; mitotic DNA replication checkpoint signaling; response to ionizing radiation.